Alternaria atra is the source of this 1602-nucleotide messenger RNA. RefSeq lists its product as uncharacterized. NCBI's taxonomy places the organism in Eukaryota, Fungi, Ascomycota, Dothideomycetes, Pleosporales, Pleosporaceae. The transcript has a single exon. The coding region runs from base 1 to 1602 and encodes 533 amino acids. The record is from RefSeq and is a predicted model, not a curated record. Gene Ontology annotation, molecular function: FAD binding.
AUGCCAACUACCACUACAUACGACGUCAUCAUCGCCGGCGCCGGCCCCGUCGGCCUCUUCCUCGCGUGCGAACUAGCUCUGACUAACGUUUCUGUCCUUGUGCUUCAGAACAGCCCUAGCCUGGAAGACCCCUGGCGCGACGGGCCGCUGGGCUUCCGUCUCCUUUCCCACGGCUCUACGGAGAUCUUUCACCGUCGCGGAAUAUUGGAUAAAGUCAUCGCGAGAGAGCUGACACCGGGCGAGACGACACUUUCCGGGGGAAAGCCCGAAGCGAACGGAACUGGGAAGAGGCAGAGGCGGCCUGGCGACUUCCCGGUCGCCAGUCACUUCGCAGGGAUAUUGGUCAUGAGCAAGGAUGUGAACUGGGAGAUGUGGAGGGAGGUGUUGCCUGGUCCGAGUGCGUUUGGGGGCGCACUUAAGCAGGGACAACUUGUGGGAGUCUUGUGGGAGAGGGCGAAGGAAUUGGGAGUGGACAUAAGGCUGGGCUGGGAGGUUGGAAGAUUUGCAGACACUGGGUAUGGAGUCAAGAUUUGGGCCGCAAAGACGGAAGGGGAUGGAACCGAAGAGGAGUUUGAGGCAAAGUAUCUGGUUGGCGCGGACGGUGGGAGGAGCUUCGUGAGACAACACGCUGGGUUUACGAUGGAGGGGAAUGAAGCGAGCUGGACGGGGUACAUGGCUGACUGUGAAUUGGAGGCGAAGUCUAAAGAAGCGCUAACGCCUGGCUUCCAUCGCACGCAGAAGGGGGCGUAUGCGAGUAGGCAUCCCACAACUUUCGUCCUGGACUUCGACAACAAAGGAGAUGCAGGCCGUGCGCGCAGACCAGAAGUCACCCGCGAAGUCUUCGAAUCCGUUCUCAGGCGUGUUGUGGGAAAAGAUGACCUCGCUGUCGACUCAUUGAAUCUAGGUGGCUCCUUUACCGACCGGGCAAAGCUCGUUACACAAUACCGCCGAGGCCGCAUACUCCUCGCCGGCGACGCAGCACACAUACACUCGCCGCUCGGGGGACAAGGCUUGAAUCUGGGCCUUGCAGAAGCUCUCAAUCUAGGCUGGAAACUCGGUGCCGUGGUGAAGGGUCUAGCUCCUGAAACCCUGCUUGAUACGUACGAGAAGGAGCGGCGGCCUAUUGCAAGGGAGGUCCUCGAGAUGAUACGCGCACAUACAGCUGCCAUAGAGCCGGGCUUACAUGGUGACGCUGUCUUUAACCUCGCAAAGCAGAUGAUUGCGACGCGCGAUGGGGCGACGCUUUUCGCGGCGAAGUUGAUCUGGUAUCAUCCGGUUGUUGAUGUUGGGGGUGACUGUAAGCACUGGCUUGUUGGAAGGAGCGCGCCGGACUUUGAGUUCAAAGACAGCACAAGAUUGGGAGAGAAGAUGCAGCGGGGGGCGUGGGUUGUUGUUAAUUUCGCGAAGGAUGAGAAGGUGAAGGAGUGGGUGAAGAAACUGGAAGGCUUCGUGUAUGCAGACGAAGACGCAAUGGAGACGCUGGGAAUAUGUGCGGCAUUGAUUAGGCCUGAUGGGGUGGUUGCUUGGGCGAGGGAUGCAGCUGAGAUGGAUGGCAGUGUGUUGGAGGGGUUGCAGGAGGCCAAGGCAAGGUGGCUCGACUAA